Molecule: messenger RNA, 736 nt
Organism: Homarus americanus (American lobster)
Lineage: Eukaryota; Metazoa; Arthropoda; Malacostraca; Decapoda; Nephropidae
Product: immunoglobulin domain-containing protein oig-4-like
Biological process (GO): homophilic cell-cell adhesion; dendrite self-avoidance; axon guidance
Cellular component (GO): plasma membrane; axon
Molecular function (GO): cell-cell adhesion mediator activity
Source: RefSeq, a predicted model, not a curated record
CUUACGUCUCAAAGGGUUAAUGAUAUAUAACUAACAUAAAAACAUAAAACAUUUGUUAACGACAAAUACCGUCUAGCUAGCAACAGUCUUGCUCUCCUGGUCGUGGCAUUUUGAACGCUGUGGUUACCGUAGAAAGGUUAUCAUAUAAUUUACUAUAAAACCGCUUGAAUGUAAUCCAGUUAUUCAAGAGAACAAAUACUGUUAUUAAUAUUUGGUAUUUAUAAUAAACGACAUUUCUUGCUUGCAGGAUUUAUGUCGACGUACAGAGACUCACUCACAACAAGUCGGCACGGACACACCCUCGGCAUACAUCAUCACGCUAAUCUCACGCUAAGAAAACAUUAAUGACGAACAGUCAACAGACUCCAUUCAUAAAAUCAUGUCAGAGAAGGGUGCCAAGAUCACAAUUUGGUCUCACUUCGAGUCGGAGUAUGUACUGGGCCGCAAGAUUGUCUUCAUGUGCAAGGGAGGAGAACCUCGUCCAGUCAUCACCUGGUUUAAGGACGGCAUCGAGCUUGCCCAUUCAUUCUUCCAGGUUAGCCUCACACAGGUGCAUGAGUGGAAGGAAGGCACGGUGUCCAUCAAAAGCAAGAUGGAGAUCGACCCAGCCACUCAGAUGGACGCCGGCUACUAUGAGUGUCAGGCAGACAACAAAUACGCCGUGGACGUGAAGGGCUUCAGCGCCGACUACUCCAUCGAGUUUGUGUGAGCAUCCAGCCAGGUCCCCACACCCGAC